AUGACUACUCAAGCUCAGUCAAAAAUUAAACCACCAGAGCAAUAUUUCUUGCCACCUACCGAGUAUUGCCCCAAUAGCAAAAUGCCGGUGUUGGUUUAUCGCAACGUUCUUCCAAGUCCGCGGACGAUCGACUCAGCGCAGACAUGGAUUGAAAAGAAUGGUUGGUUGAGAGCAGGUAUUGUCUGGGUAGCCACUUCUCGACGCCAUUUUCAUCCUAAUGUCCAUGAGUGUUAUGCAAUUCUUUCGGGGUCAUCCGACGUUCUGAUGGGAGUAGGAAAAUUUGAUGAUACCGACGGAGUUUCAUCAGAGAGCGAACGGCAUGAUAAGCCUGGUUUACUUCUGACCCUCAGAGAAGGAGACGUGGUCAUACACCCGGCUGGCACCGGCCAUUCCAACGUCCGCGACGAAGGUGAUUAUCGCUAUCUAUCCUUCUUCCCUGAGCUGAUUCUAAACGAGGGUUCGCCGAGAUGGAUAUCUGAGAACGGAGAGAGGCGGCUGGAUCAGGCUCCAGAAUUACUGGAGCUGAUUGCUCAAGUUCCCAUGCCACAGGAUCCUGUAAUUGGAAAUGAAGGAUACCUGGUUCCUCUUUGGCGUGCUGCCAGUGAGUAG
Fusarium oxysporum Fo47 is the source of this 609-nucleotide messenger RNA. RefSeq names its product cupin domain-containing protein. The transcript is spliced from 4 exons. The record is from RefSeq and is a predicted model, not a curated record. Lineage: Eukaryota; Fungi; Ascomycota; Sordariomycetes; Hypocreales; Nectriaceae. Bases 1 to 609 code for a protein of 202 amino acids.